This is a messenger RNA of Raphanus sativus (radish), 1342 nucleotides long. RefSeq names its product RING-H2 finger protein ATL20-like. Gene Ontology annotation, molecular function: polysaccharide binding. The transcript is spliced from 2 exons. NCBI's taxonomy places the organism in Eukaryota, Viridiplantae, Streptophyta, Magnoliopsida, Brassicales, Brassicaceae. Bases 46 to 1209 code for a protein of 387 amino acids. The record is from RefSeq and is a predicted model, not a curated record.
UUUUCCAACACCAAACUAAACUCCUUCAAAGAAAAAAAAAAGAAUAUGGAGUUUACUACGAAAAUAACAUCAUUCUUUCUCUUAAUUAUCUCUCUCCUAAUCCCGACGACGACCACUGCCACAUGCACUAACGCCUUUUGUCGCCGUGGCGAUCCCAUCAUCCGUUUCCCUUUCCGUUUAAAAUCCCACCAACCCCAAUCUUGCGGUUAUGACAAAGGGUUCGACUUAACGUGCGGUAAUAAUAACGGCGUUAACCGAACCACCAUAACACUACCAUUCUCUGGUGACUUCACGGUCGAAACGAUCGAUUACGAGGCUCAAGAGAUUUUACUCUCCGACCCACAUAACUGUCUUCCCAAACGCAUCUUAACGCUAAACCUCACUUCGACGCCGUUUGACGGUGAUUACACACGUCCGUUCACGUUUUUUAGCUGCCCGACGUCGGAAUAUCUUUCUUUCAGGAGUUCCAAUCCGAUAACGUGUUUGAGCAAUAAGACCAGCACGGUGUUUGUGACUACUUCGCCUAGAGUGGUGAACCACCUGUCGGCUCAGCCGUGCCAGUUAAUGAAAACCGUUGAGGUUCCGGUUCGUUGGCAGGUUUAUGAGCAGGCCGUUUCGUAUUGGGGACUGAGUGAUAACAUCUGGCUCACUUGGAGGGUCCCGAGAUGCCGCCGGUGUGAGGGACCUGAGGGUAGAGGUGGUAAGUGUGGGAUUAAGAGUAAUUCUUCUCGUGAAAUCGUAUGCUCUGAUCCUCCUAAACCAGCUAUUCCGAGAAGAGUCCGUUAUGCAAUAGCCAUCGGUGCAGGGAUCCCAGGAACUUUAGUCCUCUUCGGUGUUGUUUGUUUCGUUUACAGCAAGAUUAACGCCUGCAUCAAACGACGCCAUCUUAUCUCACAUCCAGAGAUCAACAAUACUCAAGCCCAUUCUUCUCAGUCCAGUAUCAUGAUAAAGGGUUUAGAUGGGUCUACUAUAGAGUCGUAUCCAAAAAUAGUAUUAGGCGAAAGCAAAAGGUUACCCAAAAUAGACGAUGUCACAUGUGCUAUCUGUCUAUCAGAGUACGAGCCCAAGGAGACGCUUAGGACAAUACCAUUGUGCCAACACUGUUUUCACGCCGACUGUAUCGAUGAGUGGCUUAAAUUAAACGGGACUUGUCCCGUGUGUCGAAACUCUCCCGAUCAAAUUUUGUCAUCUGAAAACAUUAAUUCUUAGUUAGUCACUCGUGUUAUUAUUGUUUGCGUCAUUUGUAAGUAGUUUAUAAGCAGUGUUUUCCCCCAGUUCCACUGUUAACAUUAUAUUGAAAUCAUUCUUUUAUACAGUAAUAAAUCAUUUGUUUUUAUCGUUA